AUGAUGAAAUCUUCAAGAGUUUCGUUAAUGAUCCUAUGGUUUCAGUUAAGCUGGUCACUGAGCCAACAGAAGGGAGUGAAGCAAAGUCCUGGAUCCCUGACUAUCCCAGAGGGAGCAAUAGCCUCUUUCAACUGCACCUAUGAGGGCCUUACUUUUCAGUACUUCAUGUGGUACAGACAACAUUCCGGGAAAGGCCUUGAGUUACUGAUGACCAUAUACUCCAGUGAGGAUAAAAAAGGAAGAUUUACAGCACAGCAUAAUAAAGGCAGCCAGUAUGUCUCCUUGCUCAUCACAGACUCCCAGCCUGGUGACUCAGCCACCUACCUCUGUGCAGGGAACACACAGUGCUCCCCAGGCACCUGCAACCCACACACGAACCUCAGCGAGGGCUCCAGGAAUGCCUGCCUGACAAAGAGCUUAGACCAUGGGGCAGAGAAAUCCUCUCUGCUUUCUAGAUGGGCACAAGGCCAACAGAAGGGGGUGAAGCAGAGUCCUGCAUCCUUGACUAUUCCAGAGGGAGCCAUAGCUUCUCUCAACUGCACAUAUGAGGACCGUUAUUCUCAGAACUUCAUGUGGUACAGACAGUAUUCAGGGAAAGGCCCUGAGUUACUGAUGUUUGUAUACUCUGAUGAAGAUAAAAAGGAAGGAAGAUUUACAGGACAGCUUAAUAAGGGCAGUCAAUAUGUCUCCUUGCUCAUCACAGACUCCCGGCCUGAGUUUAAAAUCUGGAUCCUCUGUGAAUCUGGAAAGAAAAGAAUGAUGAAAUCUUCAAGAGUUUUAUUAAUGAUCCUAUGGCUUCAGUUAAGCUGGUCACCAAGCCAACAGAAGGAUUUGAAGCAGAGUCCUAGCUCCUUGAGUAUUCUGGCAGGAGCAACAGCCUCUCUCAACUGCACCUAUGAGGACCGUACUUUUCAGUACUUCAUGUGGUACAGACAGUAUUCUGGGGAAGGCCCUGAGUUACUGAUGUCCAUAUACUCCAGUGAAGACAAAAAAGGAAGAUUUACUGCAUUGUUUAAUAAAGGCAGCCAGUAUGUCUCCUUGCUCAUCACAGACUCCCAGCUCAGUGACUCAGCCACAUACCUCUGUGCAGGGAGCACACAGUGCUCCCCAGGCAACCGCAGCCCACACCCAAACCUCCAGCUACGACUCCAGGAGUGCCUGACAAAGGGUUUGGACUGUGGGGCAGAGAAAUUCUGCUUGCUAUCUAGAUGCAAGUGGAAAUUAAGGUUAAUAAUAUGCAAAAGGUGA
Orycteropus afer afer is the source of this 1248-nucleotide messenger RNA. NCBI's taxonomy places the organism in Eukaryota, Metazoa, Chordata, Mammalia, Tubulidentata, Orycteropodidae. The record is from RefSeq and is a predicted model, not a curated record.